This is a messenger RNA of Malania oleifera, 3332 nucleotides long. Its product is annotated as sphingoid long-chain bases kinase 1. The record is from RefSeq and is a predicted model, not a curated record. NCBI's taxonomy places the organism in Eukaryota, Viridiplantae, Streptophyta, Magnoliopsida, Santalales, Ximeniaceae. Gene Ontology annotation, cellular component: membrane; intracellular membrane-bounded organelle; cytoplasm. Bases 642 to 2885 code for a protein of 747 amino acids. Gene Ontology annotation, molecular function: kinase activity. Gene Ontology annotation, biological process: sphingosine biosynthetic process. The transcript is spliced from 9 exons.
CUAAGUAACAAACACAGGCUUAGGCCCGCCGCCCGGGGAACUGUGGACGGCAUGCAAUAUCAAACUUGAGAAAUUGUAGUGUUUGGGCGUUGGGUGGGGGCUUAGGGCUGGAGGAUUAGAUCUCAGCUUCGGCUGACCGCCUCAUCCCCAGCCAAGCCAAAAGAUAAAAUGAAUUUUUUUUUAAAAAAAAAAUGGAAAAAAGGUAAAUAAAAGAAAAAAAAUAAAAAGAAAAGAAACAAGAAGAAAAAGGAAAUGAAAUGCGACCCUGACCCUGCAUAGGCCUCGGUAUUUCUUGCUGCGAAAGGGAAAGGGUCUUCGCUUUGUGAUGCUUGUUAGGGGUUUGGGAUUUGGAUAGAGACCGAUCUUCGUCUUCUUCCUGCGACAGGAAUCUGGGUGUGGCGGGAGGUUCGGUUUACGCUUUUGGCCAGCAGGAUCUGGGAAGCUGGAGGAUCCAUUCGUAGGGUUAGAUCUAUUUUAUUCGGAUCUUAAUCGCGGAGUUGCUUAUCGAAUCAUCACCCACUCUUAUUCAGCUCAUGUUCUUGUAAAGGGGAUCGUGUUUUUGCCAAGUGUAUAUACAUAUAUAUAUUUAUAUUGUAUUUUUUCCCUCUUCCUCUGUGGAGGCGUGGGGGGAUAAGGAAGGUAUGCAUACGGGUGGGAGUCUCUCCAAGAAUACUAUUGCUACCACAAAUUCUUCUUCUGGCACGAGACCGAUGCCUCAGCAGUCUCUUCGCCGCUUGGGCUUGUGUUCUCAAAUAGCAACUGGGCAGCAUUCCUCUCCAGUUGUCUUCCCUGAAAAACGGGGCCGAGCAAAGAGCUUGAAGCGGAGUAAUGGCAAUGUCUCCGCCAAUGAUCCUGACAAGGUAAAGAGGGAGGAACAUAGAAUUGAGAUUGGAGAUGAGCAGUCUGAUUUGUUAGGUAAUGAAGUGUUCUCUGGAAAGUUGGUCUUGGAUAAGGGAAAGACAAGUAAGAGCACUGAUUUACAAAAUGCAGUAGAGAAUACCAACCAACAAGCUGUUGAUGCUAAACUUACGAGAAAGGCAUUGAUUUGGGGUUCCAAUAUGCUGCAUCUGGAUGAUGUGAUAUCGGUAUCAUACAAUGUAGGUCUCAGGCAUUUUACGGUGCAUUCAUACCCCAUAAAGAAGGGUUCAUGUGGCCUUUCUUGUUUUAUGAAAACUCGAAGGAGCCGGAAAGACUUUCGAUUCCUGUCUUCUACCCCUGAAGAAGCUCUUCAGUGGGUUAGUGGGUUUGCUGAUCAGCAAUGUUUUGUCAAUUGUUUGCCCCAUCCUUUGGUUUCUUCAAAAAAGCAGGCAUCAGAUUUAGUUGCAAGUGAAACUCCUCCUGAAUUACGUCUGAAAUGUAAGAGUCCCCCAAAAAUGCUUGUAAUAUUAAAUCCAAGAUCUGGUCGGGGACGUUCAAGUAAAGUUUUCCAUGGGAUGGUGGAACCAAUAUUUAAGCUUGCAGGAUUUAAGAUGGAGGUAGUGAAAACAGCUUCUGCUGGUCAUGCUAGAAACCUUGCAUAUAGUGCUGACUUCAGUACAUGCCCUGAUGGAAUUAUAUGUGUUGGAGGUGACGGAAUUGUUAAUGAGGUCCUGAAUGGGUUACUUAGUAGAGACAAUCAGAAAGAAGCAAUCUCUAUUCCAAUUGGAAUUAUACCAGCUGGUUCAGAUAAUUCACUAGUUUGGACUGUUCUGGGAGUUAGAGAUCCAAUCUCAGCUGCAAUUUCUAUUGUGAAGGGUGGUCUUACAGCUACUGACGUUUUUGCCGUCGAGUGGAUUCAGACCGGUGCCAUUCACUUUGGGAUGACCGUUUCAUACUAUGGUUUUGUUAGUGAUGUAUUGGAACUUUCUGAGAAAUAUCAGAAACGCUUUGGUCCCCUGCGUUACUUUGUUGCUGGCUUCCUGAAGUUCUUAUGUUUGCCAAAGUACAGUUUUGAAGUGGAAUAUCUUCCAGCAUCAAAAGAGGCAUGUGAGCAAGACAGAAAAUUAGCAGCUGACCGGGAAAUAGUGGACAUUUCAGACCUGUAUACAGAUAUUAUGAAGAGAUCAAACACUGAUGGCAUUCCCAGAGCCUCCAGUCUAUCAAGUAUUGAUUCCAUAAUGUCCCCUAAUCGAAUGUCUGGAGGAGACUUGGAUACGACCUGCAGUAGCACUCAUGCUAGCGCUGAGCCGUCCGAGUAUGUGCGUGGUCUAGAUCCAAAAUCAAAACGCAUGUCGUCUGGGAGAAGCAAUGUAAUGGCCGAGCCAGAAGUUAUUCAUCCUCAGCUCCCAUUGUCAACAACUCCAAGCUGUCCAAGGACCAGGUCAAAGUCUAGGACAGAUAAAGGAUGGACUGGAAUGACUGCCUCAAAUGAUCCUUCCAGAUGUUCUUGGGGCAAUGCAACAACAAAUGAUAAAGAAGAUAUUUCAUCAACAAUGUCUGAUCCAGGUCCUAUUUGGGAUGCUGAGCCAAAAUGGGACAUGGAACCUAACUGGGAUGCAGAUAAUCCUAUUGAAUUGCCAGGGCCAUCGGAUGAUGUUGAAACAGGAACGAGAAAGGAAGCUGUGCCUCGGCAUGAAUACAAAUGGAUGGUUACCAAAGGACUAUUUCUUGGUGUCCUGGUCUGCAACCAUGCAUGCAAAACUGUUCAGAGUUUGAGUUCUCAGGUGGUAGCACCGAAAGCUGAGCAUGAUGACAAUGCCUUGGAUUUGUUGUUAGUUCGUGGAAGUGGACGACUAAAGCUAUUGAGGUUUUUCUUGCUUUUACAAUUGGGUCGACAUCUUUCUCUGCCGUAUGUUGAAUAUGUUAAGGUGUGCUGGCAAUUCUCUUCUUUUUUCCAUUUGGGGAAUUUAGGUAAAAUCGGUGAAGAUUACACCUGGAAAGCGCACUCACAGUGGUUGUGGCAUUGACGGCGAGCUUCUUCCAGUCAACGGACAAGUCAUCUCUUCAUUGCUUCCAGAACAGUGCAGGCUUAUCGGGCGCUCCCCAAACCAGCACAUAUAACAGUGGCUUGGCUCAGUAUUUUAGCUCUUCAUAAGGUUCCAUGGGUACAUUUAUGUCUGUUUUCGCUUGUGAGUUCGGUUGUAGAAUCUGAACGUCGGUCAUGCCAAACCUUUGUACCUUCUGUUUUAUUUUCUGUUUAGCCCUUUCCCACCAGUGCACCAUUUGCAAGUCCAAGGUCUGUAAAUUUUUUGUUCCGUCAUCCCCCUUAAUGGGUGCUUCCUCAUUUGUUUAUUUCUUCACCUUCUUCUCCCAUUAUGUACACUUGUUCGCCAGCAGCUGCAAUCUGCUCUGCUGGAAAAUCAAUUUCUUGUAAUCAUCUUGGAAAUGCACCUGAGAAUUGAGAUUUUAGUGAA